Salvia hispanica is the source of this 4114-nucleotide messenger RNA. NCBI's taxonomy places the organism in Eukaryota, Viridiplantae, Streptophyta, Magnoliopsida, Lamiales, Lamiaceae. The record is from RefSeq and is a predicted model, not a curated record.
AUGGCAUCCGCAUCCUCUCCUCUGCAAAUCGUGGACGACGAUGAUGAAUUCGAUUGGGAAGCAGCUGUGCACGAAAUCGACGUGGCGUGCCAGGCGACUGCUGCCGCAGUCGUUCCUAAUUCACAUCGCAAGCAAGAGAUGUUUGUGAAUGUAGAUGAAGAAAUGCGGAAAAAGGGGAAAUUUGAUGCUAUUAGUUUAGCGCCUUCGACUAGGCAGACUACUUUAGAUAGAUUUAUUGGGGCUUCGUCUUGCAAUUCGAGGAAAUUUGAGGAAAGGGUGGAAAUUUCGUGUGGGCAGCAACGUGUGAGUAGUGGUAUUGGGGAAAAUAUUUGUCGAGAAACUGAGAAGGUUAAUGAGUUUGUUAAGAUUGAUGCUGAGACUGCCAAGACAUGGAUUUACCCUGUAAAUGUCCCCGUUCGUGAAUAUCAGUUAUCUAUUACCAGGACUGCACUGUUUGCCAAUACUUUAGUGUCACUGCCAACAGGACUUGGCAAAACUCUAAUUGCUGCUGUAGUCAUGUAUAACUUCUUCAGAUGGUUUCCUGAAGGAAAAAUAGUUUUUGCUGCUCCUUCUCGACCACUAGUGCUGCAACAAAUAGAAGCUUGCCAUAAGAUUGUUGGUAUUCCGCAAGAGUGGACUAUUGAUCUAACGGGACAGAAAAGUCCUUCGAGAAGAGCAGAACUUUGGAAAUGCAAACGCGUUUUUUUUGUUACCCCACAAGUGUUAGAGAAGGAUAUACAGUCUGGUCUGUUUCUCAACUUGUUCUUGAUUAAAACUUGCCUGUUAAUUAGUCACCCUAUUCGAUAAAAAAAAACUUAUACAAUUUGACCAAUGUUGCAGUUGAUGGAUGCUUCCACCCAACUAAGAAUACUAGGUUUGUCUGCAACACCCGGAUCUAACCAGAAGACAAUCCAGCAUGUCAUUGACAAUCUUCAAAUAUCAACACUUGAAUACCGGAGUGAAAGUGAUCCAGAUGUACAGCCUUAUGUGCACGAUAGAAAGAUAGAACUAAUUGAGGUACCAAUGGGUGAUGAAGCAAUCGAUAUAGAUAGUCUGCUUUUGGAAGUUGGACGUCCAUAUCAUGCCCAACUUUGCUCAUUUGGGCUGCUUCCUAAGAGAGACAUCAAGACAUUGAGCCCCUGUGAUUUUCUAAGAUCAAAGGAGACAUUUUGCAAAAAGCCGCCUGCAAAUGUUCCUCUAUCAAGGCAUGGUGAAUUCAUGGGUUAUUUUGCUGCUCUUGUUACUUUGCACCAUCUCAGGAAAUUGCUUUCAAGCCAUGGUAUAAGGCCUGCAUUUGAGCUGCUUGAUGAAAAAUUGAAAAAAGGGUGGUUUGCACGACUGCUAAGCAGAAACGAAGCAAUUUUGAAAGCAAAACUUAUAAUGCAGAAAACUAUUACCCACGGUGCUCCUAGCCCCAAACUAACAAAAAUGCUGGAAGUACUGACUGAACAUUUUAAGGUAAAAGAUCCAAAAAACUCCAGGGUGAUAAUUUUUUCAAAUUUCAGGGGUAGUGUCAGGGACAUACUUGAUACACUUAAACACAUUGGGGAAUCUGUUAAAGCUACAGAAUUCAUUGGACAAAACACAGGAAAAAACUCAAAAGGACAAUCCCAAAAAAUUCAACAAGCAGUUCUAGAGAAAUUUCGGACAGGCGGGUACAAUGUCAUUGUUGCAACUUCAAUCGGUGAGGAAGGUCUUGAUAUCAUGGAAGUUGAUCUUGUCAUAUGCUUUGAUGCUAAUAUCUCGCCUUUGAGGAUGAUUCAACGCAUGGGGAGAACCGGGAGGAACCAGGAAGGACGAGUUGUAGUUUUAGCAUGCGAAGGGGCAGAAUUGAGAGGUUAUAAGCAAAAGCAAGCGAAUGGCAAGUCUAUAAGUAAGCACAUGAUACAUGGUGGCACAAAGAGUUUUAAUUUCCACCCGAGUCCAAGGAUGGUUCCACAUUUUCUCAAACCAGAACUGCAAUUUCUUGAAAUGUCAAUUGAAAAAUUUGUUCCUUGUGGGUCAAAAGCAAAGGACUCUGAACUCAUUCCAGGGCCAGCAUACAAGGACAAAAUUACAGAUGCUGAGAAAGAUUUGCUCGCCAAGUAUUUUGUCGCCACUCAAGAAGAUGCUUGGAGACCAUCUCUCAUUGCUUUUCCUCACUUCCAGGCAUAUCCAUCGCCUGCAAACAGUGUGCUGCAUUCAUCUCGAACGCAGCUACUAAUAGAUACCAUGCAGGAUUUGCAAGACCUACCAUAUUCUCACGAUCGCAAUCCCUCAGCAGAGGACGAUGUCAUUCUAGAUCCUUGCUUGAGAGUUUCAGAGGCAGAGCCUCGUGAUAACAUUAUAGAAGAGAGGUAUACUGAUCCUGCUGAAGAGGAAUCGAAUAGAGAAGCGGAAGAAUCGGGUCGAGAGCUUCAAGUGACUGUGAAAGAUCUGCAGAGCGAAGACUCUCACAAACCAAAAACUUGGCUUCAUACCUUCCUCUUUGCUUCAGAAUUUGUGUCUGUUGAUAGUGUUGGAAAUGUCCUGGUAUUAUCAUUACCUAAAGUGCCUCUAGAUUCGAGUUCUAAACGAAUUGAAUCUAGAAGUAUGGCUUCUCUUGAUCACUCAAUACAGGAACGUGUAGACUGCGCAGAGAUUCCUCUGCAACCUAUAGAUAAUCACCCUUUGCACCCAAGACCCACCGAAGUCACUGUACAUGAAUUUAGUGUAGGUGACCUCUCAUCUAAAGAUGCGAAGAAGUUCGACGAGGCUGAGGAAAUUCUCCAUUCCCCAGUUUCAAGCAGAAUGCAGAACGAAAUGGAUAUUUCAGACCAGGAUCUUAUAGAUUUCUAUCUUAGUCCGAGACUGACUAAUUUAAUCAAAAGUGGAGUUGUUCCAGAAUCUCCGAUAAAUGAUUCUGGGAUGUGGAAGGGCAACCAAGGUGAUGGUAUCGCUUGUCCUGCUCUCGUUUCUCCCCCAAAUCUGGAAACUGAGCGUUUCCUAAACUCUUGUCAACAUGACAAGAGGGAAGAUAUAAAUGGCAGCUUGGGGGAGAUGGAUAUCGACAAUGGCAUUCGAACACCUCCACGGGAUUGCAACACGGGCACAGUGGGAGCAUGCUCCUCACCUGUUCCCGUUACAAAUGAGCUGCGAACUCCUGUUACUAAACUCUCGGACAGGAGUAGCAGUAAAGAUUGGACUCCAGAUUGUGGUGUCCAGCCUGAAAGUGUCGAGCAGCCGUUCAAGUUCCGUAGGCUGCGGAAGCUUGGAGAUUGCAACAGGAAAGUUCCAACAGAAUCCAGAAACUCAUCUGGUGCAGGCGAAAAAUAUGUUUCGAGAAGGAAGUCUCUUAAUAAACCUCGAGGUGAGAAGAAGCAAGCAAAAGGCGCUGCAACAUAUAUUGAAGAAGAAGCCGAGGUAUCAUCUGAUGCUAUGGCGUCGGAUGACGAGGAGGAUGUACAAGAGGACAGUUCGUUUGAGGAUAGCUUCAUAGACGACGGGAUCAAUCCUACAACUUCUAAUACCCAAGCUGCCAGCACUAGGGUUGACAUGAUGGCAAUAUACAGGCGAUCGUUACUCAGUCAAUCUCCAUUUCCAAGACCCCCAAGCUUCCCAUCAAGCCACAGUCCCGACUCUGUGGUUCAAAGCAGCAAAAUGGAUGGAAGCGGAAGCUCAACAGGAACAGGACGCGACGAUGCUCCUCAAACUGGCUCUGAAUCAACUGCCAGGAACAACAAAGGUGCAGGCAACGGGGUUCCCACAGAGAUGCUCGAGAGCAGGCCGGAUAGUCGGAAAAGAAAACUGAGCCUCCACCAAGCACACUCCCUACCAAUGCUUAAUUUAGACACGGAGUUCUCUCUACUCUCCGGGGCUGCACAUGAGAACUCGACUGCGCACGUACAUGUAGAGACAAUGGAAAAGGCCGUAGAUAUUUUUGAAGACGAUGAUUUUUAUGAAGGGAUCGAUCUUGAUGCACUAGAAGAAGAAGCUACAAAGCUGUUCAAGAAUAAAACAGAGCACUCAACAGAAAAAAUAGUAGGUUCAGAUGAAAUUAAAGAACAAAAUUUUGGGAUUUUUGAUGCGCCUUCAUUUGAUCUUGGUUUUUGAUUUGUUUACGGACUUAAAAUAAAUAAAUUAUUUUAUGUGUUAA